UACACUUUUACUGCAUUACUGGACUUCCUCUCUGGCGUUCCAAACGGGAAGUACCUGCUGGCUCCAAGAAGCCAGAAUUACAUAGACGCCAUAGAAGCGAUGACUCAGACGACUCGGGCCAAUCACUGCUCACUGACGACAUCUGGCUCCAACAUGGCGGUGUCUGUAGCAAAAAUGCAACUGAAUCGACUUCAUUUGGUUGGAGCUGGAAGGGGAAACUGCUGCGAGAUGGAUGGCUUUUAUGACCAGCAGGUCCCUUUCAUGGGCCCAGAGAGUAGCUCUGGAGGAGAGCCGGACUCGUGUCUAAGCGACAGACGGACCAAGUUCUUGGAGACUGAGCUGGCUCAGGACACUGAAGAGCUUUUUCAGGAUCUCAGUCAACUCCAAGAAAUCUGGAUCGCAGAAGCCCAGGUUCCCGACGACGAGCAGUUUGUUCCAGAUUUCCAGUCCAGUAAUUUGAUGUUUCAUGGACCUGCGGUCAAGGUGAAGCGGGAGUCCAGCCCCCCCAGAGCCCCCUCCCCCUGUAGACGAGUGGACGCAUGCCUCCCCCCGUACAGAGCCUGCAACAAGCCGAGUCUGACUCCGCCCACUCCGCCAGCACGCUGCAGCUCCGCCCACCAUGCUGGACCCCCGCUGUUCUCCCCCCACCUGAGCAAUGGUGGUCCCUGCACCCCUCAGCAGCAUCCUCAGGUCAACCAGGAGGCGUUCGCCCUGCCGCGCCCCCCCAACAGCUGUCCCCGAAGGUCCUUCAGUUCAGAACAAAGAUUCCAGCGGCAGCUGUCCGACCCCUGCCUGCCUUUCCCGGACAAUUCCUCCAGCGCUCCCUACCACCCAGCGAGCCGUGACCCCCGCCCCCUCUACCAACGCCACUUGUCGGAGCCCCUUAACCCCCGCGCUCCACCAGCUUUCAAAGAGGAGCUGGUGGAUCCACGUUAUCCAGAUCCUGCCAGUCCGGAUCCGGCCCAGACCUCUUUCAGUCGCGUCUUCAUCAAACAGGAACCGCGAGACUUCAGCUUUGAUCCAGAGGUCCAGACCUGCCAGUCCUACAGGAAGUCUUCACUUCUCUUCCCACAGAACUUUCCAGGAUUCCCUCACAGAGAGCCCGGUCUGUACCUGGAUGACACCUGUGUGGUGCCAGAGAGAGUUGAAGGUAAAGGGAAGGCGGGGGGUCUGCCAUACCAGCGGCGGGGGUCCCUGCAGCUCUGGCAAUUUUUGCUCACACUGCUGGACAACCCGGCCAACGCUCACCUGAUUGUGUGGACGGGGCGCAACAUGGAGUUCAAGCUGAUUGACCCCGAGGAGGUGGCCCGGCUGUGGGGCAUCCAGAAGAACCGUCCGGCCAUGAACUACGACAAGCUGAGCCGCUCGCUGCGGUACUACUACGAGAAGGGCAUCAUGCAGAAGGUAAAGGUGGCCGGGGAACGCUACGUCUACAAGUUCGUCUGCAACCCAGAGGCGCUCUUCUGCAUGGCCUUCCCGGAAAACCAAAGGCCCUGCCUGAAGGCGGAGCUGGACGCCGCCCUGCCCUCCAGCGAGGAGGAGGGCCUCCCCCCGCCCGGAUACGAGGAGGAGGGGCCUUACCUGGUGGACGGGGCGGAGCAAUGCAUGCAGACCCUAACCUUCCCCGACAUCUACCCAAACUAGAGCUGUCAUGACAGACUCUUACUCUGAAGGGCCACACACACUUCCUGUUGUGCUGAUAUGAUGGAGGUGAAAGGUCACGAAGUCCUGAUCGUCUAGACAGAAGCUGCUGUUCAACCAACAUGCUGUAAAAACACAUUUUAUUUUUAAAAUCUAAAUCAUUCUUUGCCUAAAAUAAACCUUAAAGUAAACCAAUUAAUUUUAAUUUUCAAAAUAAAGGUAUUAUGAGUUGUACUUUUCUAGCUAAAUAUAUUAAAAAAGUUUUUACAGUUUGAAAAAGUUCUAUCUGCUACUUUAUUUUUGGAGAUUUUUCUGAGAGUUUUCUCUGUUCAAACGUCAGCAAAUGUUAAAGAUUUACCUUUCAGCCUUAAAGGUGGCGGCGCCGUCAUGGUGUGGGCUCUGAAGCCUUAGUCGACUCUGGGAUCUGUUUUGUAACCAAAAAGCAUCUCAAAGCCAUGACCACUUUCCUGAAAUUAUAAUUCCGCAAAGAAAGACUACUUAGCUUUUUUUAAGGUCAUAUUUUUGGCUCGGCAGAGACGUUUUCCUAAACUUGUAUAUGACAAAGGUACCGCUUCUAUUUUUACGGGGUGAGACUCUGGUGCUUUGAUGGAUCUCUUCCACCAGUUAACCAGUGCAAAUGGAUUCCUGCAUUUUGUAUAGUUGGUUGCUUCAAUGUGUAGAGGAGUGUAUUCUUAUAUAUGGAUAUAUUUUUGCAAAAGGUGUUGUUUGCCACCCCCCCAUGAGUCCUGCAGUCAGAGGAAGUAUUUACAUAUGAUCUCUGUAUGUGUGCCUUCUGUUCAUCUUUAUUCAAACAAUAAACAUUUCUUCUUUUUG
Messenger RNA from Oryzias melastigma (Indian medaka), 2475 nucleotides. Its product is annotated as ETS translocation variant 5. Gene Ontology annotation, molecular function: DNA-binding transcription factor activity, RNA polymerase II-specific; sequence-specific DNA binding. Lineage: Eukaryota; Metazoa; Chordata; Actinopteri; Beloniformes; Adrianichthyidae. The transcript has 13 exons. Bases 100 to 1644 code for a protein of 514 amino acids. The record is from RefSeq and is a predicted model, not a curated record. Gene Ontology annotation, biological process: cell differentiation; regulation of transcription by RNA polymerase II. Gene Ontology annotation, cellular component: nucleus.